Molecule: messenger RNA, 270 nt
Organism: Knipowitschia caucasica
Lineage: Eukaryota; Metazoa; Chordata; Actinopteri; Gobiiformes; Gobiidae
Source: the annotation of a GenBank genome assembly
AUGACAGUUCGCCGCGUGUCCUGUGUCCCCUAUUCUCUUCACCCCGCCACACACAGUUCCUUCGGGGACCUGGCAUCCUCCCUCACAGCCCUCCGUGAGAUCUUCACUCCGGCUCCAUCCAUCAACCUUCCCAAGGCCGCUGCCGAGACCCAACCCCCGCCCCCCCCUCCAGAUCUCCCCCUUAAAGUCACCCUUACAUACUCCCUGUUAACAUGGGCCCCGUCUGCUCCUCUGUCUUCGUCCGCCGACACCGCCAUUAAGCCGCUGUAA